AUGAGUCCAAGCAAGAACCCCUACGAACUGCUAGCCCAACUCGAUUUGAGAGGCCAAGAGGAGGAAAAGGAGGAAGAUGAGCUUGUUGGUAGAGAUCCCAAUGGUGACGAGAUAUGGAAAUUCGAGGUCACGCCUUUCAAUAUCGAUGACUUUGAGGUAAAAUACGACAACUGGCGGAUUAUCACCCGAGAAUUUCUUCAACAAAUCGCAAAGAAUAAGGAGUUGACAGAAACAGCUGUAGAAAACAAAGAGAGGCGGACUAUAAUGCAUUGCCCCUCGCAAGGGGAACCAGAAUCUGGUGAGCGAUUCUGUGUGGUGGACACGGCUGAGAUUGAAUACGGCCGCGCAGCCGAAGUUGGUGUACGGUAUCUAGUCCGUGUUGAGCUACACCGCGACUUCCAACAAUUUCGGCAAAACUCACUCUCUGUUAAGUUACUGAGGUACUACAACGACGAUCCUGACGAUGAUGUAGACUGGAUACCAGUGCCGUAUGUGCUUAAUCUUGUCAAACACAAUAAUGGGGAAUCUUAUAAGAGCGUGGAACAUAUGGUAGAAUGGCGAAACCAAUUGCAGCAGAUCAAGAAGCUCUAG
Messenger RNA from Paraphaeosphaeria sporulosa, 591 nucleotides. RefSeq lists its product as uncharacterized. Lineage: Eukaryota; Fungi; Ascomycota; Dothideomycetes; Pleosporales; Didymosphaeriaceae. Bases 1 to 591 code for a protein of 196 amino acids. The transcript has a single exon. The record is from RefSeq and is a predicted model, not a curated record.